AUGUCAAAUACUAACUCUUCCCCGUUGAAACGAGGUCAGGGCACCCCUAUUUCAACUCCUAGAAAGGAUAUUACGAAGCCUUUGACUCGUAAUGGAACCUUCAAACAUGUCGUCGCUGACCCUGAAGCAGAUUUUCUUCAUAAGAAGAAAAUAGCUACUGCCACGGCUCGCCGCUUAGCUGGCUCACCUGAUUCGCCUGACUCCUCAUCCAUCACCUUUGUCUCUUCAGGUACCAUCCCCAAUGGUCAAAAACCUAUCUCUCGUGAUACGUCUCCCGCUGCUCCUUCUACUCCUACUGCUACCAUCACUGAAAUUGAUGAUAGCCCCGUCAUGUCGACCCUGGAUUCGUCCCUCCCUCAUCAUUCAGUAUCCCUGAGUUUGCAUUGGAAAUGCAAAAGCAAAUUCGCCAACAAGCUCGUCGCUUAG
Messenger RNA from Mucor mucedo, 426 nucleotides. RefSeq lists its product as uncharacterized. The transcript has 2 exons. The coding region runs from base 1 to 426 and encodes 141 amino acids. Lineage: Eukaryota; Fungi; Mucoromycota; Mucoromycetes; Mucorales; Mucoraceae. The record is from RefSeq and is a predicted model, not a curated record.